Messenger RNA from Chelonus insularis, 2035 nucleotides. RefSeq names its product glucose dehydrogenase [FAD, quinone]. The transcript is spliced from 4 exons. Gene Ontology annotation, molecular function: flavin adenine dinucleotide binding; oxidoreductase activity, acting on CH-OH group of donors. The coding region runs from base 60 to 1931 and encodes 623 amino acids. The record is from RefSeq and is a predicted model, not a curated record. NCBI's taxonomy places the organism in Eukaryota, Metazoa, Arthropoda, Insecta, Hymenoptera, Braconidae.
UCAAAAUCUUUCAAUCUUGAUUCAUUGAGAGCAAUCAAGAAUACAUCCAGUGAUUAAACAUGGGAGUGGAAACAACAAUAGCUAAUUAUUUGGGAGUAGCUUCCGGAAGUCUGGGUUGGUUUUUUCCAGCUUUGGCAAUGGCUUUAGCUUAUUUUCAAUAUGAAGUUAUGGAUAAAGAAUCACAGCCUAUUGAUAUGCCUUUUGAAUUAUUACUUCCCUCUUAUGAUUUCAUUGUUGUUGGGGCUGGAUCUGCAGGUGCUGUUGUUGCUAGUCGUCUUUCAGAGAUUAAUAACUGGAAUGUUUUAUUAUUAGAAGCAGGUGGAGAUGAAACAGAAAUUUCUGACGUUCCUCUAUUAGCUGGUUAUCUCCAACUUAGCAAGUUAGAUUGGAAAUAUAAAACAGAACCAUCAGGAGAUGCUUGCUUAGCAAUGGAACAAGGUCGAUGUAACUGGCCAAGAGGAAAAGUUUUAGGUGGUAGUAGCGUUUUAAAUUACAUGUUGUACCUUCGAGGCAAUAGAAAAGAUUAUGAUAUAUGGGAACAGCAAGGAAAUCCUGGUUGGGGUUCAAAAGACGUUCUUUACUAUUUUAAAAAGUCCGAAGAUAAUCGUAAUCCGUAUCUUGCUAGAACAAGUUAUCACUCUACUGGUGGAUAUUUAACAGUUCAAGAAGCACCCUGGAGGACUCCGCUUGCUACCGCUUUUGUUGAAGCAGGUCGAGAAAUGGGUUAUGAAAUUCGAGACAUUAAUGGCGCACGUCAAAGUGGUUUUAUGAUUGCUCAGGGAACGAUUAGAGAUGGGAGUCGUUGUUCAUCUUCAAAAGCUUUUCUACGACCUGCAAGAUUACGUCAAAAUCUUCACGUUUCUCUCAAUUCACAUGUGACUAGAGUUCUUAUCGAUCCAAGAGAUAAAAAAGCGUAUGGAAUAGAAAUGGUGAGAAAUGGAAAAAUUACAACAAUUAAAGCCAGCAGGGAAGUUAUUCUAUCUGGAGGAUCAGUCAAUUCUCCACAGCUGUUAAUGCUUUCAGGAGUUGGGCCCAAAGAUCAUCUUGAACAACUCGGAAUUCCCGUCAUACAAAAUGCACCAGUUGGACAGAACCUUCAAGAUCAUGUAGGACUAGGAGGAUUAACUUUUUUAGUUAAUCAACCGGUCUCAAUGGUUGAAAAUAGACUUCACACAAUUUCAUCGGUGAUGAGAUAUGCUAUCUUUGGUGAUGGUCCCUUGACUGUCCUUGGAGGUGUUGAAGGUCUUGCUUUUGUGAAUACUAAGUAUGUUAAUGCUUCUGAUGACUUCCCAGAUAUUGAACUUCAUUUCAUAUCUGGAUCAACAAAUUCUGAUGGAGGUAGACAAAUCAGAAAAGUCCAUGGAAUUACUCAGCGUUUUUAUGAUGCAGUAUUUGGACCAAUUAGUAAUAAAGACGUAUGGAGUGUCAUUCCAAUGCUUUUACGUCCUAAAAGUAAAGGAUUUAUUAAAUUAAGGAGUAAAAAUCCUUUUGAUUAUCCAUUGAUUUAUCCCAAUUAUUUUAAAGAACCUGAAGAUAUGGCAACAUUGAUAGAAGGAGUGAAAAUUGGUAUUGCUUUGAGUAGGACUGCAGCUUUUAAGAAAUUUGGAAGUGAACUGAAUCCAACACCUUUUCUGGGUUGUCAGCAUAUACCUCUUUACACAGAUACAUACUGGGAAUGCAUGAUUCGUCACUAUUCAGCAACUAUUUAUCAUCCAGUAGGAACGUGCAAAAUGGGUCCUCAUUGGGAUCCAGAAGCCGUUGUCGACCCACAGCUUCGAGUUUACGGUAUUUCUGGACUUCGCGUUAUUGAUGCAUCAAUAAUGCCUAAUCUCGUGAGUGGAAAUACAAAUGCUCCUACUAUUAUGAUUGGAGAAAAAGGUUCAGAUAUGAUUAAAAACUUUUGGCGUAAAAGAAGAUCAAGGAGAUUUUGAAUUUAAUUCUUUAUUAUUUUGUGAAUAGAAAAAUUUAAAAAAAACCUUCAGAGGUUAAAGACUGACCAAAUGUUUAAACUGACGUUGAGCGUCUAAUUAUAAUC